Microthlaspi erraticum is the source of this 1644-nucleotide messenger RNA. NCBI's taxonomy places the organism in Eukaryota, Viridiplantae, Streptophyta, Magnoliopsida, Brassicales, Brassicaceae. The record is from the annotation of a GenBank genome assembly.
AUGAUGGGCUACUAUGUGUUCAUAGGUUGGAAGACUCCAAGAACACAUUCCUUGAUGCGUGAAACUGAUGAACGAGAACCGUUUCUUGUUUCUAAGAAUGGAGAUUCAAAGAUGCUUAGCGUUGUCCCAGAGAAGCCAAAGAAACAACUGAAGAAGAUGAUGACAACAAAGCAAGUGACAGAGUACGUUGAUAUUCUUGAAAUCUUGAGAAAAGAAGAUGUUUUCGUCAAGAUACUGAAAGAUCCGAACUCAGAGUUCGGGAAGCAAGUGGAGAUCAAGUCUAAUCCAAGAUUCUUGCCCAAGUCAGGCUCCUUUCCUCUCUCACGUUCUUCACGUCCCACUAAGAUUGAACACAAGCAGAAGGAGAAUUGGUAUGCUCCAAAGAAGAACGGUGCCGUUUUGACUUUGAAUGUUCCAAAAGACACUUCUUCUCAGGGACAAAAACCAAUCUUACCACCUUCUCAUGGCUCAGCUGAUGAUCAUGGAUUUAAUCACGCGGUGAUACAUGGAUUUAGAGAAAUCAAGAAGUUGCUCAAGAACGUGCUUAAAGACCGGAAGCACACGAAGACAAAGAAUAACAAGUAUUUGGCUGUCCCAAAAGAUGAUGAUGUGGGGAGAUAUUCUCGUCUCUUGGAGCAGAGUUUUAGAAGAGAAGGUGGUGAUUUACGUUCCAAGAGCUUGAAACUUUCGUACGAAGAUAGAAAGAGCGACUCGAGAGACAAUAAUAAACCACAAUUCUUCAGACGGAUUUCGUCCUUGUCCAGCCUUGAAGUUCUUGGUUCAUUCCUCAGUGAACUCCCCCGAGACAGUUCUACUAGGGAAUCCGUAGAUCAUGAUACUAACUUGGGAUCCAAGAAAUCUUUAUUGUUAUCUGAAUCUCUGGUAAGAACAGAGAAGGAAGAAGAAAAAUAUGAGGAGCAAGUAGAGAGAAGCCAAGACAAACACUUAGACAGCCCAAAACAAGAUCCAGAUUCUGCUCAUAGUACCAGUUAUCCGGACAAUACUGCAAAAAAGACAGAGACUCUACUCUCACAAGGUAAGCUCUUGGAAGAACUACUUCAACCUUUGAUGAGAGAAAGAUAUGCAAAUCUCUGCUCUAAGGAUGCUUGUUGUACAGGUUUAGGUCUAAACUCAUUGGACAAUCACAACCAUGAAGAAGAAGAUGAAGAUGUUUACUUCUGUUAUGUAAAGAGACUUCUAGAAGUUUCAGGUUUCCUCAAAAGCAAUGACAACGGAGAAAAAUGGUACUCAGAGGACCAACCACUGAAUCCAUCACUGCUCUACGAACUAAACAUACAAGAAGAAGAAGAAGAAGAAGAGCUGAGCAAAGAGCUUCUGUUUGAUUUGGUUAACGAAGCGAUCACCGAGACUCACAACCAAUCAGAAGUAUAUUUCCCUAAAACAUUAUCUUUUGCAUACCCAAAUGGGAAACAUUUUCUUGAUGAGGUAUGGAGAAGAGUAGAGUGGAGCCUAUCUGGGUUAGGAGCAGAGAAUAAAGAUCGUUCAUUGGACGAUAUCGUGGGAAGAGAUCUUACAAAGGUUGAUGGAUGGAUGAAUCUACGAGGUGAAUCAGAGUGGCUGACUCUUGAGCUUGAAGAUAUGAUUUUUGAUGAAGUUUUAGAUGAAAUACUUUGUGUUUGUUAG